AAUAAAAUGCCGAAGAAAGGUGGCUACAGGAAGAAGAAAAGAACCCAUGUCGAAGAAGACCCUGAUGAUGAUGAAUACAUCCCAAAGUCAUUCAUCAUCAGAAGAGGCAAAAUCGGUCGAUUCGCAACAGAGUUAGUCAAGGAUAUGAGGAAUUGUAUGUACCCAAACACAGCAAUUAACCUACAUGAGAGGAAGAAUAAUAGCCUCAAGGACUUCUUGGGUGUUUCUGGGAUGUAUGGAGUCACUCAUAUGAUGAUCUUCACUGCUACAGAGAAAUCUAAUUAUAUGAGAUUGAUCAAAAAUCCAAAAGGACCAACUCUUACUUUUAGAAUUAAGGAUUAUUGCUUAAGCAAGGAUAUCAUCUCGUUUAAUCAAGAGCAUAAGAGAAAGAACAAGAUCUUCACUGAGAAGUUCACCACAGCUCCAUUGUUGGUCAUGAGUGGGUUUAACAAUCUUGAAGAGGAUGACUCCUUCAAGCUUGUGACAGCAAUGCUUCAGUCAUUAUUCCCACCUCUAAAUGUUGAGAAGAUCAAACUUGACGAAUGUAAAAGAGUAGUGCUCUUCAACCUCAUUAGACCAGAUGAUGGAACUGCUCCAUAUAUCGAAUUCAGACACUAUGCUCUUCAUGCCAGACAGAGAGAUGUAAACAGGGGAAUAAAGAGAUUAGUCAAUAAUAGCAGACUUCCAAAUCUUAGCCGUAUGGGUGACAUUGCAGAUUACAUUCUUGGAAAGAAAGCAGGAUAUUACAGUUCAGAAAGUGAAGCUGAUGACCUUCCUAACUCUAAGGUUGAAUUAGCCCAAGACUUCCAAGGCAAGAAAAAGAGCAGUAAUGUUGCUAUCAGAUUAUAUGAAGUUGGCCCAAGGAUGAAACUCGACUUGCUCAAGAUCCAAGAAGGUUUCUGUUCAGGCAAUGUGAUUUACCAUCAGCUAGUUCAAAAAUCAAAGAAAGAAAUUCUAGAGACAUCCAGAGAACUAAAGAAGAAGAGGAAGGCUAAAGAAGAGCGUAAGAAGGAGCAAGAAGAAAACAUCAAAAAGAAGGAGAAAGAGCUCGGCUUCGACAGUGAAUCCGAAUUAGAAGAAGUUGACGAAUCCAAACUCACUAGAAAACAAAGAGCCGCUAGGAAGAAGAAAGUGGCAGAGGUUACCAAUCUUAAGAAAGUUAAAUUUGCUGAAGACAAAGAAGAAGUGUUUUAAGUUUUCAA
This is a messenger RNA of Moneuplotes crassus, 1202 nucleotides long. The record is from the annotation of a GenBank genome assembly. Lineage: Eukaryota; Ciliophora; Spirotrichea; Euplotida; Euplotidae.